CACAUCCACUGGCGCUCGACUUGACCGAUGCAAGUCAAGCUCGCACAGCCACUUGAUGUCUACUAGCAGAGGGAGUUGCUUACAUGAUGUGUGACUGCUUUAGAAAGUCACCAUACUACAAGCGCCUCGACAUCGCGUCGCCGCAAUGCUAGAGUUUCGAACGCAGGGCUUUCAAGGCUACGCGGUGAAGUAUUCUCCUUUCUUCGACAAUCGCAUCGCCGUCGCGGCGUCAGCAAACUAUGGCUUGGUGGGAAAUGGACGGCUUUUUGUCUUGGAGUUGACACCGCAUGGCAUCGUGCCUUUGAAGACCUAUCCCACCCAAGACGCCCUCUACGACGUAACACAUUCCGAAGCGCAUUCAUUUCAUGUCCUGACUUCCUCCGGAGACGGUUCGUUACGACUUUACGACGUUUCUCUGGCCCCUGAAUUCCCGAUAGCCACAUUCCAAGAACAUUCGCGAGAAGCCUUCUCAUGCAGUUGGAAUCUCACCUCGAAAGCCACAUUUGCCUCCUCGUCGUGGGAUGGCUCCGUCAAGAUAUGGAAUCCUGAACGGCAGCAGAGUCUGCUGACACUACCGACGCACUCGUGUACAUACAGUACGCAAUGGAGCCCGCACACAGACGGAAUGUUGAGCGCUGUGUGUUCAGACAGCCAUUUACGAGUAUGGGAUCUGAGAACACCGGCGAGCGCCAGCAAUCACCUCACUAUGCAGAUCCCGAUCCAUUCACCUCCUUUGUCAGUGGGUGUAGGGAAGCUCCAACCAACGUUCCCGCCGGCAGAAGCACUUACUCAUGACUGGAACAAAUAUCGAAGCACGAUCGUGGCUACAGCUGGAGUUGACAGAAUCAUUCGAACAUUUGACAUUCGGCAACCGAAGGGGCCCUUGCAGUUGUUGCAAGGCCACGGGUACGCGGUGCGGAAGGUCGCAUGGAGUCCACACCUCCCAGAUCUCUUACUGAGUGCCAGCUACGACAUGACUUGUCGGGUGUGGACAGAUGGUGGUGACCAGGGCGGUCCGGCUCGAGAGCUCGGGCAGAUGGGACGACAUACCGAAUUUGUGACGGGAGUGGAUUGGUGUCUGUUUGGCAGUGAAGGAUGGGCGGCGAGUUGUGGUUGGGACGAAAGGCUCUGUGUGUGGGAUGUACGAUCAGUCAUGCACCCAUAAUACAACCCAAGAGGUGUAUGAGUGCUCGGAUGGAAGGAAUUGAUUGGAUAUAGUUGCGAUCUGAGUGCCAGCAUCGGAUAGCCAGGAGCAUGAUAGCGUCCAACCUUGGUGUUAAUGCAGUGACAGAUUUGAAGGUUUCAAGUCUGUCUGCGUCAAGGCUGAUCUGGGUCGGAAACAAGGCUCUUCGCCGUGUUAUGUUACAUCCUCCCAAGAGAGGCAGCUGAUAUCUGGGAAGCCGCAGUCCUGGCGUAAAUUAUAUGUAUCCGUAACGAGCCAAUCAGACUGUAUAGAAGCUCUCGUAGAAGGA
Exophiala xenobiotica is the source of this 1472-nucleotide messenger RNA. RefSeq lists its product as uncharacterized. Bases 146 to 1165 code for a protein of 339 amino acids. The transcript has 2 exons. NCBI's taxonomy places the organism in Eukaryota, Fungi, Ascomycota, Eurotiomycetes, Chaetothyriales, Herpotrichiellaceae. The record is from RefSeq and is a predicted model, not a curated record. Gene Ontology annotation, cellular component: peroxisomal matrix; cytosol. Gene Ontology annotation, molecular function: protein binding. Gene Ontology annotation, biological process: protein import into peroxisome matrix.